UUUGGACCAAUCAGAGAUCAGGACACGAAAUUUAAAUCUCGCCAUUUUCAAAUAUUUGACCGAGCAAGUGUUUAAUUUAGGCUCCGACAAAGACGGAUUUUAGCAGUAUCUCCAUCGGAGUUAGCUAAAAGAUGACGGAUAAAGAGACCAGAGUCCCAUUGCGCCCUGUGCAGGAGGGUCAGAUCAAGACUGCUUCUUCAACAUAUGAAAAGCCUGCAUCUACAACUUCUGAAAAACCUGCAACUGAAAAAUCUACAACUGAAAAAGAUACCACAUCUGACAUGAAAAGGUGGACUCUUGAGAACUUUGACAUAGGAAGACCGCUAGGUAAAGGCAAGUUUGGCAAUGUGUAUCUGGCCAGGGAGAAAAGGAGCAAAUUCAUAGUUGCACUCAAGGUGCUGUUUAAGUCUCAGCUUCAGAAGGCACAGGUUGAACAUCAGCUGAGGAGAGAGAUUGAAAUACAGUCACAUCUCAGACAUCAACACAUUUUACGGCUCUAUGGUUAUUUCUAUGACAACACUAGAGUCUACCUCAUCCUGGAAUACGCUCCCAGGGGUGAGCUCUACAAAGAACUACAGAAAUGCAACAGAUUUGAGGAAAAGCGCACUGCAACAUAUAUACACCAACUAGCCUCAGCACUACAGUAUUGCCAUAGCAAGAAGGUUAUUCACAGAGACAUCAAACCAGAGAACCUUCUACUUGGUCUACGUGGUGAACUAAAAAUAGCUGACUUUGGAUGGUCAGUCCAUGCCCCUUCUUCGAGGCGUGCUACACUAUGUGGUACCCUUGACUACCUCCCCCCAGAGAUGAUUGAAGGAAAAAUGCACGAUGAGAAGAUUGAUCUUUGGAGUCUUGGAGUUCUCUGCUACGAGUUUCUUGUUGGCAAACCUCCUUUUGAAGCCGAUGGUCACAGUGAGACAUACAGACGCAUUUCUAAAGUUGACCUCAGAUUUCCCAGUUACGUCGCAGAAGGAGCUAGAGACCUUAUCACAAAAUUAUUGCGUCAUGACCCAGCAAAGAGACUACCACUAGAGGGUGUAUUAGUACAUCCAUGGAUCCAAUCAAAUUGCAGUAAUUAUGCCCCACCUUCAUCAUAGCGGAGGAUGUGUACAUAGACAGAGAACAGUUGUAAAUACAUCAGUGUGAGUCACACCCUGGAGCAGUAGCAAUCGAUGGAUUACAAAACAGUUAUGCAAUGCUGAUAUCAAGAAAUAAUCCAUUCAUUGAACUAAGAGGAACCGUUUCAAAGAACAGAAAUAUUCAGGAUAAUAUGCCAUAUGAAACGUAUAUUACAGUACUGUGUUAUAUUCCUUGUGAAUAGACCUCUAAGACAGAAGAGGAACUUAAUAAUUAUGUGUCAAACAAAACUGUACAGUGACCGAUACUUGCUUGGGUC
Molecule: messenger RNA, 1396 nt
Organism: Owenia fusiformis
Lineage: Eukaryota; Metazoa; Annelida; Polychaeta; Sabellida; Oweniidae
Source: the annotation of a GenBank genome assembly